UCUUUGUUGGUCCCUCAAAGAUUAGUAGUUACCAUCUGCAUUGGUUAGUUGGUCCGUCUGGUUAACGGGAAAACCAAGGAAAAAGAAAACAAAAGGAAAGAACUGGAGAUUUUACCCCCUUCUGUUUCUUUUGGUAUUUGAUCGGAGGAAUCAGUUUAUUGAGCUCAGUUGGGUGGAGAUUUGGUUGCUUAGAGUUUAAACUAUGACAGUUUUUUUUCUUUUUUUUUGGUUCCUCUUUCUCACUUUUUCUGAGGUCGGUCUGUUUGGAUGUCUGAGAACACCAAGGAAAAGGACAAAAGCCAGAAGAUUAUGAUCCUUCCUCUGUUUCUUUUGGUUUCUCACGAUUGGAAAAUUUUGGGAAAUCAAUUAAAGUAAUUAGUUCCAUUGAGUUUUGUCAGUUGAUAUUCUGGGAUAAUUCAAAUUCAUUCUUCUCGCCUAUAUGAUAUUCUAUCAUGUAUACUCGAAAUGUUUCUUGAAAUGUUGGCACUACCCUUCAAUGUGAAGGAUAAAAUAGAACCAGAAUUUUUUUCUUAUCCAAGUAAAAGCAUGGAGGCCUCAGUUGAGGCUGUGGAGAGAAUUAUUAACUACAAAUUUAGGAACAAAAAGCUCUUAGAGGAGGCCUUGACUCAUUCAUCUUACACUGAUUCCGCAUCGUAUCAACGACUUGAGUUCAUUGGUGAUGCUGCAUUGGGCUGUGCUCUAAGCAAUUAUGUGUUCCUUGCAUACCCAUCACUUGAUCCCGGUCAACUCUCUCUGAUCCGGGCUGCCAAUAUCAGCACUGAGAAACUUGCUCGUGUGGCUGUUCGAGUUGGGCUUUAUCAGUAUGUCCGGCACAAUGCUGCUGCUCUUGAUGAUAAGGUUAGAGAAUUUGCACUUGCAGUCCAAGAGGAGGGUGAUUCUGUUUUGUAUGGUGGAUCAGUAAAAGCCCCUAAAUUUCUCGCAGACAUUGUUGAAUCUGUGGCAGCAGCAAUUUAUGUAGAUUGUAAUUUUGAUCUGCAAGUUCUUUGGGUGGUCUUUAGGGGUCUCUUGGAGCCUAUUGUAACACAUGAAGCCUUGCAGCAACAACCCCAACCAGUGACAUUGCUCUAUGAACUGUGCCAGAAGGAUGGAAAGCAUGUCGAUAUCAAGCAUUGGAGGAAAGGGUCGAAGAAUAUUGCUAGUGUUUAUGUAGGUGGCAAGUUUAUUGCCUCAGGUUCUUCUGACGAGAAGGAAAUUGCAAAAUUGAAUGCUGCAAAGGAAGCCUUGCAGAAGCUGUCAUCUAAAUUAAAGGACACUGAGAUGACCCAGAAUAAUCUCGAGAUCAAUGGAUCAUGUGAGAUUGAUGGAGCAAAACAGAAGUUACAUGAGUUUUGUAGCAAGAAGAAGUGGCCUAAACCAAGUUACCGAAUUGAAAAAGAAGUGGGCCCUGCUCAUGAAAAGGGAUUUUUGUGCUCUGUCCAUAUCGAAACUGUAGAUGGUGUGCUUGUGAUGCAGGGAGACACAAAACCAAGAGUAAAGGAUGCUGAAAACUCUGCUGCUUCCUUCAUGAUUCGCACCCUAUAUGAGUCUAGAUAUCCGUGAUGCCACUUCCUCUCAAACUGGCUCCUUCAUCCAUCCAAACCUACUUGUGUAUGAAAUGGAGGAAAAGCUCCUACCUACAGACAAAGAGCUCAACAGUCCUGUGAAUAAUAGAACCGGAAAAAAUACAGUGAGUAGCUGCCUUUCAUGUACUUUACCACAUAGGAUCGUGUGCCAAAAUAAUUUUACUUCACUUUUAUUAGUUUUUGAGAUGAGCAUAACCUUUUGGAUGUUAACAACGUGAUGUUCAGUAGUGGCAACUGCCAUAUUAUGCUUAAAUUUUCCAUAGCUGGUUGUGUGCUAUCUCAUAUUUCUCAAUCUGUAGAAAGCUACAAUUUCCUAUCAAAUGUAUGUACAUUCUAAGGUUGUGUUCGUUG
Molecule: messenger RNA, 1934 nt
Organism: Vitis riparia (riverbank grape)
Lineage: Eukaryota; Viridiplantae; Streptophyta; Magnoliopsida; Vitales; Vitaceae
Product: ribonuclease 3-like protein 2
Exons: 5
Coding region: 466-1560 (364 amino acids)
Biological process (GO): siRNA processing
Cellular component (GO): nucleus; cytoplasm
Molecular function (GO): ribonuclease III activity; RNA binding
Source: RefSeq, a predicted model, not a curated record